GGAACCAAGAUUACCACUAAGCAGGCGUAAGGCAUUAGAAGCUUGUGUUGAGGAAAUGCAAAAGGAUGGUGUUGUGGAAGUUGCUACAGGCCCUACUACUUGGGUUAGUAGGCCUCACCUUGUGCCCAAAAAGAAAUCUGGGUGGAGAAUGGUGGUGGACAUGAGAAAUGUGAAUGCAGCAUUACUGAGGGAGAGAUACCCAAUUCCUACUAGAGAAGAAAUGCUUUGCAAGAUAUCAGGGAGCAAGUGGUUUUCAUCAUUAGAUUUCAAAUGGUGUUAUCUACAGUUUGAAUUGAAAGAAGAUGUCCGAAAUUUGACUACAUUUGUCACACAUUUUGGCAUGUUUAGAUUUAAAAGGAUGGCUUUUGGGUUAAGUAUUGCUGCUGAGGUGUGCCAGCGAGCAAUGGAAGAUCUGAAGAAAGAAGCAUUGAGAAACAUCCCAGCAGAAGUGAAAGAAGAACUGAGGAAGGUGUUGGAGGAAAAUAAUAUGUGUAUGGAAGACUGCAUAAUUAUUUUCAUUGAUGAUUGGCUUGUUCAUGCCCCCACUGCCUGGGCGCAUAAUAGGCUGCUACAUGCUGUGAUUAAAACCAUACAGAACGGGGGGAUGACAUUGAAUUUUGAGAAAUGUAUCUUCGGAGCAAGCAGUGUGGACUUUGUGGGAUGCAAGAUUUCCCAGAAUGGAUAUCAGCCAUUGGAAGAUAGUGUUAGUGUGGUGAAGAAUUUCAGGCAGCCCACCAGUAAGUCAGAAGUGCAUAGUUUUUGUGGGUUAGCCACCUACUUCUCUAUUUAUGUGCCUGAGUUUGCCAAGAUUAUUGCCCCAUUGAGAAAGCUAUUGAAAUCGGGGGCACACUUUGUGUGGGGUCAAGAACAAGAAGAGGCCUUUCAGAAAGUGAAGGAGUUGAUUAUAACUGCACCUGUGUUGGGGUUUUUCAAGAAGAAUGCCCCUACUUAUGUUUUUGCUGAUGCUUCACCAGUGGCCUUGGGAGCCCUAAUUGUUCAAAUCCAGGAUGGACAACCAAAAGUGAUCCGAUAUGCUGGAUAUGCACUAUCUGAAGUGGAGCAACGGUAUUCCCAAACUGAGAAGGAAGCAUAUGCUCUGGUGUUUGCUUGCGAGAAAUUUCAGUUCUAUCUGCUUGGUACUGAUUUCUAUUUGGUCACAGACCAUAAGCCCUUGAUUUUCAUGUUCAAAAACGGGGCAAAUACUAAAACUGCUAGUUUAAGAGUGGAAAGAUGGGCAUUGAGAUUGCAAGAAUAUCGAUUCAAGAUUGAAUAUAGGGCUGGAAAGACCAAUCUAGCCGACCCAUUAUCGAGGCUUUUGCCCCUCUCUCAGAAACCUAGUACUCCUAAACAUGUUGCAAAGGAAGAGAAAUUGAUUGCUCGCCUGGUGGAAGAUAAUGUACCAAGAGCACUGACUAUUGAUCAGGUACUAGAAGAAACUGAAAAGGACACUGAGAUCCAAGAUAUAUUGAAAUGUUUGAGAACAGGAAGAUGGACACAAGAACUGAAACAGUAUAGGUCCUUGGAGCCGCUGCUGAUGGAGUGCCAGGGCCUUUUGUUGAAAGGUCAGAAGAUUGUCCUUCCAAAAACCUUGUGGGAUCAGGCCUUGAAGCUAGCACAUGAGGGACAUUUAGGCAUGACAGCUAUGAAGAGAACGCUCAGACUCAAGGUAUGGUGGCUGGGCAUGGAUAGAUUUGUGGAAGACUUUGUGUCAAUGUGUUUCGGGUGUCAGUUGGUGAAUAAAUCUUUCACCCCGGAACCAAUUGUCUCUACAGCAUUACCAGCAUACGCCUGGGAGUAUGUGGCGGUGGAUUUCUUCGAGUUUGACCACAAAUACCUGCUGGCACUGACAGAUUAUUACAGCAGAUAUGUCCGGAUUGAAGUGACCAAGGACGAGACAGCACUCACCGCAGUAAAUGUUUUAGAGAAGAUCUUCAUUGAAUUGUCUCGCCCCAGAAAGUUAGCAUCAGACAAUGGUCCGUGUUUUGCAUCAAAAUUGUUUCAAGAUUUUUUAGAAGAUUGGGGGAUAGUCCAUGUGCAUAAAAUCCGACUAUGGCCUCAGUGUAAUGGUGAAAUUGAAAGAAAUAAUUCCAAUUUUGUGAAGAGGUUGCAAAUAGCUAAAGGACUGAAGAAGAGUUGGAAGUCAGCAUUGUAUAGCUUUGUCUACAACUACAAUGUAACUCCACACAGCAGCACUGGUGUGCCACCGAUGCAAUUGUUGUUUACUGCCAGACCGUUGUUGACAAAAUUUCCUACACUACCUGAGGAAAACAAGGAAGAUGACGCGGUGGAAGAAAAGGAUAGAGAAGCAAAAUUUACGGCCAAGAAAUAUGCGGAUCUUCGAAGGAAAGCUGCCCCAUCGACAGUACAAGUUGGAGAUACUGUUUUACGGAAAAAUGAAGAAAAGUCAUCAAAAACUGAUCCGCCAAGGAACCCAGAACCAGCUAUCGUGGUCGACAGGAAAGGGGCAGAGGUUACGGUGCAAACUCCACAAGGGAAGACAGUCCAGCGAAAUGUCUCAUUCUUUCAUCCUCUCAAGGUCUGUGAAGAAGUGCCCCAAGACCUUGGGAACGACGGACUACGGGGGCAGUCGGUGCAACGCAAUGGCGCUGCACUGGAGCCGGGGCCGGGGGGCCCGAGGAGCGGGGAGACCCCGCGCGCUGGCGAGACUCCGCGACAGCAGGGUCUGGCGGCAGGGAAGUCUACGGAGAGGACGACGUCUUCCGUGGAAAGGACGGCGACGACCACAAGUUCCAGAGGUCGACGCAGCGUGGGAGGAGGCGACGUGAACGCCAAAGAAGGUGCCGAGGGUGGACUGCAGCUAGCCGACGGUCCUGGCACACCAAAGAGACCAGCAAGAGAGAGGAAGAAGCCGUGCUGGAUGACUGAUUAUGUUUGA
Molecule: messenger RNA, 2896 nt
Organism: Frankliniella occidentalis (western flower thrips)
Lineage: Eukaryota; Metazoa; Arthropoda; Insecta; Thysanoptera; Thripidae
Exons: 1
Biological process (GO): DNA integration
Molecular function (GO): nucleic acid binding
Source: RefSeq, a predicted model, not a curated record